AUGUCUUCUCAAACCCGUGUUUCUCAAAACCGUGUUCCUCCCACUGUCCCCAUCCCCGAUGGCGAGGUCCCCAGUUCCACUACCAGUACCGAGAGGAGUGACCCCAGCUCCAACGUUCCAGCCGAGUUUACCCUAUCCAACAUUGCUACUCUUCUCCUUUGGAACCAUGAACUCCACCGCCAGAAUAACCUGCUGGCCGCGGAUCUCAACCGCGCCAGAGAUCGUCUCCACUCUACUUACGAAAAUAUGUUUAACAUGCGUGAAUUGAUCGACGAAAUGAACGCUUGCGCUAUGAAGCUUCUCAUGUCCCAGAAUGGUCGUUCGACUCGUGAAUAUUUUGAGGCUGCUGAUCGGUACCGGUUGUGGCAGCUCACUAUGCCUAUUCCGCGCCCCGAAGAUCGGUGGCCGCAUGAAACUUACUACGAUGCCUUUAUUACUGGGUUGGAUAACGAGGAGGACCGCAACAUAUUCCUUCGUGGUGGGCUGAAUUGGGAGACUCUUCGCCUGUAUUUCGAUGCUGUGGACUAUGACAUGUAA
Molecule: messenger RNA, 537 nt
Organism: Penicillium antarcticum
Lineage: Eukaryota; Fungi; Ascomycota; Eurotiomycetes; Eurotiales; Aspergillaceae
Exons: 1
Coding region: 1-537 (178 amino acids)
Source: RefSeq, a predicted model, not a curated record